This is a messenger RNA of Elaeis guineensis (African oil palm), 1226 nucleotides long. NCBI's taxonomy places the organism in Eukaryota, Viridiplantae, Streptophyta, Magnoliopsida, Arecales, Arecaceae. The record is from RefSeq and is a predicted model, not a curated record.
UAUGGGCCCAUUGUCGAUAUUGAUCUGAAGAUCCCUCCAAGGCCUCCAGGUUAUGCUUUUGUCGAGUUUGAAGAUCCCCGUGAUGCCGAAGAUGCAAUUCGUGGUCGCGAUGGAUAUAAUUUUGAUGGUCACAGAUUAAGAGUGGAACUUGCACAUGGUGGACGAGGCCAGUCUUCAUCAUUUGACCGACAUAGCAGUCAUAGUAGUGGGGGACGCCGUGGUGGUGUCUCCAGGCGUUCAGAGUAUCGUGUUCUUGUUACCGGUUUACCUUCAUCUGCAUCUUGGCAAGAUCUAAAGGACCACAUGCGCCGAGCUGGUGAUGUUUGUUUCUCCGAAGUCUUCCGUGAUGGCGGAGGUACUACAGGAAUUGUGGAUUAUACAAACUAUGAAGAUAUGAAAUAUGCGAUCAAGAAGCUUGAUGACUCUGAGUUUCGGAAUGCAUUUUCUCGGUCAUAUAUAAGGGUAAAGGAGUACGACUCUAAGAGAAGCUUAUCUAGGAGUCGAAGCCGUAGCCGUUCCUACUCAAGAAGCCGGAGUCCCAGUCGCAGUAGAAGUUACAGCCGGAGCCGAAGCAAGUCUCCAAAGGCAAAAUCAUCACACCGUUCGUUGUCAAGGUCUAGAUCAAGAUCAGUAUCUUCUCGAUCACGCUCAGGAUCAAGGGGACGCCCUUUGUCGAGAUCACAAUCGAGAUCCAGAUCACCCUUGGCUUCUCCACCACCUAGUAAACCUGCAAGCAGAAGUCCUAGGAAGCAGAGUCCUAGCAGGAGCAGGAGCAGGAGUUCAUCGCGAUCUCGAUCCCCUGCUGCCAAAUCUGAUUGAAGUUGAUAUGUUUCCAAGGAUGGCCAAAUAGGAAUAAACAUAUUGAGUGGAUUUGGAAGCUUAUGGAUCAUGAGAGAAGCAUACUGCUUGGCCAUCUAAGGCACCAAGAUUCGUGAUUGUGCUGUCAAGAUUUGAUUUAGAAUGCUGAAUGUUUAUGGAGUUGCGCUGAACUUAUGUCAAUUAAACAAAGUUGUAUGCCAGAAUUGCUGUCAAUUUAUCCUAUCCUCGAUGACCAUGGUACUGUUCUAGUAGUUGAUGAAUCAAUACUGAUAAUUAGAUAUUUGCUUAUUACACUCGGAAUGGAGCUGCUUUUGUCGACCCGUUAGAAUUUGUCAUUUCUGUGGCAUUGACUGGUGAAGCAUGUCACCAUGGGUUUUCUUAAUGUGCUAGGGAUUGUAUCUUCGUGU